Messenger RNA from Dendrobium catenatum, 2974 nucleotides. Its product is annotated as cyclic nucleotide-gated ion channel 1. The record is from RefSeq and is a predicted model, not a curated record. NCBI's taxonomy places the organism in Eukaryota, Viridiplantae, Streptophyta, Magnoliopsida, Asparagales, Orchidaceae. The transcript is spliced from 8 exons. Gene Ontology annotation, biological process: transmembrane transport; monoatomic ion transport. Gene Ontology annotation, cellular component: membrane. The coding region runs from base 530 to 2641 and encodes 703 amino acids. Gene Ontology annotation, molecular function: monoatomic ion channel activity.
AAAAAAACUUCUCAACUCAUUUCGGGUACGAUUCUUUUCUCCUCCUUCAGAGCGCCGGGCAUUGACCAGUUUUUAAGUCCCUCGCGUGGGCUUUCCACAUCUUUAAGUACCGUGACUCCAGCUUUACUCUCGUGGAAACAACCAAGAAGUUUCUGUCUCUCAUCUCCUUCUUCUCGAUAAUUUAAUAAAAUAUAAUCAGAACAAAGGCAGCGGAGCCCCCUCAAUCCUCCGUUUUCAAAUCGAUGGAUACCUUCGUCUUUUAGGUUUUGAAGGUUAGUAAGCUCUGCCUGUGAUGAUCCGAUCUCCGAGUUCUGUUUUGUCUCUUGAUUCUAUGCAGCGGAUGUUUCAAUCCGUGCUGAAUAUGCAGUGUUUUUUGUGUUGUUGCUCGAUGAAAGGGAAGCAUUAAGAAGUUCUCCUUGGGCUUAGUAUGGUGAAAUUGUCAUGAUAUUGAUAUGCCGACAGAACCUUUCUGAACUAAUUUGAAGACUUGAAGGUUUUUUAUCUACACCCAGAUACCACAUUUGAAAUUAUGAAUCACCGGGACGAGAGAUUUGUGAGGUUUCAGGACUUGAAUUCUGAGAGAGCCUUGAUCACAGGGAGGAUAUCCUCGUGUGGAAAAGGAAAAAGAUUCAGUUGGAUAGUGAAAAUCUUUUACAAAUUAGUUCAGUUUAUACAGGAAACAAUUAGAAGUACUUCUUUUGACAAGUCUAUGAAAGAUUCAGCUCUAGAAGAACCACAGUCUAGGAAAAAAGUACUUGAUCCUCAAGGAACUUUUCUUCAAAGGUGGAACAAAAUUUUUGUUCUUUCUUGUGUGAUUGCAGUAUCAGUGGAUCCCCUAUUCUUUUAUAUCCCAAUAAUUAAUGAUAAUAAUAAUUGCCUUUAUCUGGAUAAAAAGUUAGAAACCACUGCAAGUACCUUGCGGUCUUUCACGGAUAUCUUUUAUGUACUCCAUAUUAUUUUCCAAUUUAGAACUGGUUUCAUUGCUCCUUCAUCACGAGUUUUUGGAAGGGGUGUUUUGGUUGAAGAUUCAUCAGCAAUAGCAAAAAGAUAUUUGUCUUCAUACUUCCUCAUCGAUAUACUUGCUGUCCUUCCUCUUCCACAGGUAGUCGUACUGAUCAUAGUGCCAAGAUUGAAAGAGUCAUCUCCAUUGGAUGCGAAAGACCUAUUGAUGCUUAUUAUCUUAUUCCAGUAUGUCCCUAGACUUAUAAGGAUCAUACCCUUGUAUAUGGAAGUGACUAGAUCAGCUGGAAUAAUCACUGAAACAGCUUGGGCUGGGGCUGCCUUCAACCUCCUGCUUUACAUGCUUGCAAGUCACGUUCUUGGGGCAUUCUGGUACUUGCUUUCAGUUCAACGAGAAGAUGCAUGCUGGAAACAUGCUUGUUCAAUAAAUAAUUGCAACAUUACAUCCUGGUACUGUGGAAAAGAGAACGGCCAAGACAAUGGCUUUGUAGUUGAUGCAUGCCCCAUACAAAAUCCUAACAGUUCUGUCUUUGACUUUGGAAUCUACCAAUCAGCCCUUAAAAAUAUUGUUCAGACUAGAAAUUUUCCACAGAAGUUCUUCUACUGCUUUUGGUGGGGGCUGCAGAAUCUCAGUUCUCUUGGACAAAACCUGAGCACAAGUACUUAUGUAUGGGAGGUUCUCUAUGCUGUUUUUGUAUCUGUCUCAGGCUUGGUACUUUUUUCACUUCUAAUUGGUAAUAUGCAGACUUAUCUUCAGUCCACCACUGUAAGAGUAGAAGAAAUGAGAGUAAAAAGGCGAGAUUCAGAGCAAUGGAUGUCUCAUCGCUUACUUCCAGAGAGCUUGAGGGAUAGAAUUCGUCGGCAUGAACAGUACAGAUGGCAAGAGACAAGAGGCGUUGAUGAGGAGAGCCUCCUUCGAAACCUUCCUAAGGAUCUUAGAAGAGAUAUCAAGCGACACCUUUGUUUGGCUCUGCUCAUGAGGGUUCCAAUGUUUGAAAAGAUGGAUGAUCAACUAAUGGAUGCCUUGUGUGAUCGCUUGAAACCUGCUUUAUACACUGAAGAAAGCUGCAUUGUUCGUGAAGGAGAUCCUGUCGAUGAAAUGCUCUUCAUCAUGAGAGGGAAGUUGCUGAGUGUGACCACAAACGGGGGAAGGACUGGUUUCUUCAAUUCUGAGUAUCUUAAAGGCGGUGACUUCUGUGGCGAAGAGCUGCUCACUUGGGCUCUCGACCCACAUUCGUCUUCCAGCCUUCCAAUCUCAACGAGGACGGUGAAGGCGUUAUCUGAAGUCGAAGGUUUUGCUCUGUCAGCUGAUGAUCUGAAAUUCGUUGCAACCCAAUUCCGAAGACUCCACAGCAAGCAGCUCCGGCACACAUUUAGGUUUUAUUCACAGCAGUGGAGAACUUGGGCAGCUUGUUUUAUACAGGCUGCUUGGCGUCGCUAUUCACGCAAGAAGCUGGAGGAAUCCCUCCGUGAAGAGGAGGGCAGGUUGCAGGCUGCACUUGUGAAAGGCAACAGCAAUUCACCAAGCCUUGGAGCCACAAUUUAUGCCUCCAGGUUUGCUGUUAAUGCGUUACGGGCCUUGCGACGAAAUGGGACGCGGAAGACCCGGCUACAGGAUAGGCUGCCAGUGAUGCUGUUGCAGAAACCCUCAGAGCCUGAUUUCACCGCCGAGGAACACUAGCAAAUCUGUUGAUAUUUGUUUCUGUGUCACUCCUUCGCUGGUGGGUUUGAAAUUAUUUUAUGAUCUAUGGCUUUUGGGUGUACUGUUAUGUGUGCUUGUGAUGGCAGAGGACAUCCAACAGUUUUUAAGGCAUUACCAUUGGAGCGAGAAAUGUUAUCCAAGCCAUGGUGAUGUCUGUAUGCUGCUGUUUGUACAUAAAUCAAACUAAGAGGGGCAAUUUUUUUCUUAUAAGUUUCUCCUUUUUAGUAUUGGAUGACAUAUGUAAUAUUGUAGAGGAAAUUUAUUACGAGUGCUACUAUUUCGACCAAUUAAUUAAGGGAAGUUUUCUUAUUA